CCCGGCGAUUGAGCCAAACAGGCGUUCCCAGCUUCCGACUUCUUUUCUCCCCACGUGUGCUGCUGUCGGUGUUCUGCCCAGUAAUUCUCACUGUUGGCGUGGUGCAGCUACAUCGAAGGAUAGAGUGGCAGCGUUGCUGAUGGAGUUUGCUGCUGAAGAUGAAGAAAUUCCGGGAGGAGUUCUCCAGAGGGUAGCUGAGGGGGUGCGGCUUAGUCCCGAGUCUGGUAGGAAGGGAGUCCGGGACUUAGCAGGGAAGGAGGAGGCUCGUGGUGGAAAGAAGGGGAAAGGAUUUACAGGAAGGAAGAAGACAGAGAAUGCAGAAGAAGGAAGUGGGCAAAGAGCAGAGGAAAUGCGAAUGGACCUAACACUUGUGAAGCAAGAAGUCAUGGACUGGUCGGAUACAGAAGGCGGCACGUUGAAUAGCCAGUGGGUAAAGCAGGAGGUGGAGGAGGAUGCACCUGAGGUGAAGGAUGAGAAAGCUGGCAUAUUGGAGGUGAAGCAGGAAGUGGAUAGUAAUUUGGUGGUAAAAGAAGAGAAGGUGGAUAAACUAGGGGUAAAGGAAGAGAAAGUGAAGGUGAAGGAAGAAGUAAUGAACUGGCCAGAAGUGAAGGACGAGAAGGAGGAUAACUUGGAGAUAAAACAGGAGAUGUUUGUCGAUCAGGAAAUAAAAGAGGAGAUGAUGAAUGGAGCCUGUGUAAAAGAAGAGAAAGAUUUUAUGAAGAAAGAAAUGAUGGAAGACACAAAGAUGAAAGAAGAGCCUGAGAUAAAUCCCCCAUUGGGCUGCAAGAGGAAACUGGCCAUGUCAAGGUGUGAAACUUGUGGUACAGAAGAAGCAAAGUACAGAUGUCCACGUUGUAUGCGAUAUUCCUGCAGUUUGCCCUGUGUGAAGAAACACAAAGCAGAACUGACAUGUAAUGGAGUUCGAGAUAAAACUGCUUAUAUUUCAAUACAACAGUUUACUGAAAUGAAUCUCCUAAGUGAUUACCGCUUCUUAGAAGAUGUGGCAAGAACAGCAGACCAUAUUUCUAGAGAUGUUUUCUUGAAAAGACCAAUAAGUAAUAAACAUAUGUACUUUAUGAAAAAUCGUGCUCGAAGGCAAGGUAUUAACUUAAAACUUCUACCCAAUGGAUUCACCAAGCGGAAAGAGAAUUCAACAUUUUUUGAUAAGAGAAAACAACAGUUUUGUUGGCAUGUAAAGCUCCAGUUUCCUCAAAGUCAAGCUGUGUACAUAGAAAAACGAGUACCAGAUGAUAAAACUAUUAAUGAAAUUCUAAAACCUUACAUUGAUCCUGAAAAGUCUGAUCCUGUAAUUCGUCAAAGGUUGAAAGCCUACAUUCGCUCUCAGACUGGGGUCCAAAUUUUAAUGAAGGUUGAACAUAUGCAACAAAACUUAGUAAGGUAUUAUGAACUGGAUCCUUAUAAAAGUCUCCUAGACAAUUUAAGGAACAAAGUGAUCAUUGAAUACCCAACAUUAUAUGUGGUAUUGAAAGGAUCUAGUAAUGACAUGAAAGUUCUUCACCAAGUGAAAAGUGAAUCUACCAAGAACCUUGGCAGUGAAAAUUGAGAACUUCUUUUGGAAGAAGAAGGUGAAAAUUCCAACAGUUGCAAAGAAUUAUGCAUUGAUGGGCUGUUGGAUAAUUGGGGUAUUAUUAAUGGCUGUUGGAAUUUUUGAUUUGUCUGAAAAGUACACAAUCUAAACUUUUUCUUUUAAUAAAUUGACUUUAUAUAAGAGCCUUUUUUCAUGGUAUGAACCCUAUUGAGCCUGAUCAGCAUAGAUUUUAUUAGACUUCAGUUUUUAAUAUGUUUACUCCUAUAGGCUGGAAACUUUUUUGUUAGUUUGAUGCAAGACCAUAUCUAAAGACCACUAAAGUCAACAAGUGCAUUGAAAGUUGGCAUUCUCUGUAGUGGCAUCUCACUAAAGAGAACCGUUGUGCCAGGUACCAUCUUGUUAAGGAAAACUGAUCCUUCUUCAGUUGCCUAUUCUUGUCUUUGGAGUAUAUACGUAAUUUAUCCCCACUUAAGACAGCUUUUAUACUAGCGAAACUCCCAGUAUGUUGUAUUGUGGAAAGGCUUGAUUAAAUAAGUACUGUUAACUACUAUUUCUUGUAUUCAGUUCGUAAAAUCAGCAGCUACACGUUGUGUGAGCAAUCAGUGCUCGGUGCUAAUGAACUUGACUACUAUUCACACAAUGAGCUAUGUUUUAUGAAUUCUGUGCCUCAUCCAGACCCAGUCUAUUCCCACUACCACACAAAUGGGUGUUGUGAUGACCAUGUUGAUUCUGUUUUGAUACAUCUAGCAGUAAAGAAGGGGAAAACCACUUGGAACUCUUCAAUGUGCUAGUGAAAUGUAUAUGUUUGUAUUUGUAUAUAUACAUAGCUUAAUUUAUACCUUAUGGCAGUUCACAUAUUGAAAUUAUGGUUUGCUAAUUUUAUUGGAAUUUAUAUAGUUAUGAAACUGCAAUGUGGCUAUAAAAGAGUAAAGGAUUAUUGUAUCUGUAUUGCAUCUAUGUACUUAAUGGUUAAAAAACAAUGAUAAAAUUGGACAUUAAUGGAAUUCAUUUUUGGUUUACAGUUAGAAUAAGUUUUAGACCAGAACAAAACCAGAGGCAUUAAAGAGACUUUGAAGGAUUAGAAAUAUGAAAAGAUAAUGAGUAUAGGAAAAAUUAGUAGAACACAAAUGUCCAUAUAACCUGGGAUAGAAAUUAAAGAAGAAAGUUCAAAAACAAUAAUGCCAGAAAGACUGUUGGUAUAAAAGUACCAGUGGAAAUAGGUUUCCUACAAAUGCACUUUGAGAAAAAUAUUUACAUUCUAAAGCAAUUUCAGAAAUCUGAUAUGGUAAAAGAUUUAUGUAGACUUGUGUUGUUUAUAAUAUUACUAGAUAGACAACUAAAAUGAAUUUUAAGGAAUUCAGAUUUUAUCUACAAGUGUAAUGUGUCUUACUGAAACAGGGAAGAGGUAGGAUGAAUUGAUCAAAUGUGUUAUAGAGUUGUUGGGAAAAGUGGAACAAAGUACCCCAAAAGAAUGUGACUUGAAUAUCAGGGUGGAAAGGAAUUUCCUGAUAGUGAAGUAGGAUGUAGUCCCAUUUCUAAGAAAAAUGUUGAACUCCAUCCCUGCUAGAAUUUAAAUUGAAAACUGGACAAAACUCAAAGAAUUUAUCAUCUAUUUUCCUUUGCCCAAGAAGAAAAAGAAAGAAAAUCUCCAUGCUGUAAUGCAUCUUUGCCAUCUCUGUUAUCUAGAAUUAGACUUUUCCAGAAAUAGGCUAUUUCUUAGGAAAGAAUUUAGCUAUCACAGUUCUAAAUACAACUCUCAUCUCAUUUGAUUAAUACACAUUUAUUCCCACAGGUUUUAUAAUAAACAUGGUUUUAGUGAAUAACCAUGUCAAAGAUUUGGAGGGAGUGAAAUUUAAAUACUUCACUGAGAUUCCUACAACUUUGUAAUGUUAAGACCCAAUUUCUUUUGAAAGAGGCCUUCUUUUGAAUUCUUGACAGAUUCUAAAAAGUAAACAAACUCCUUGACCCACAUUAAAUUCAACAUCCUGCAUUUUGUUAAUCACAUUUUAAGAUGAGAAAAUCUUCACCUGGUCUUCUUUAUUUUUUUAAACAUACUUUUCUAAGGGAAAAUAGGCUCUUCAUAAUCAUUAAUUAUUACAUAUGGGAUUAAUAGCCAUAAAUUACAGUAAAUAAAUCUUGUACCUGUUCCUAUUAUAAAUAUAAAUUAGAGAGGUACUAUAAUAGAUAUUUAAGAUUCUAAAGCAUCAUUGAGCCAAUAGAUCCAAUUUGUUUCCCUGUUCAAAUAGGGGAUCCAGGUUUCAAAAGUGUGAUAAAAUGUUAAGCACAUAACUGUAAUUCCAUAAAUUUCCUUUGUAUAUUUUGUUUAAUCAGGUUGAAAUAAACUGUAUAUAGAACUGAAUUUCAUUAUUCCACUUUUAUUAUCUCACAUGUUUUAUCCUAUUUAAUAUUACUAAAUUUUACAUAAAGAUUUAUUUUUAUUUAAUUGUACACUACUGUACUAAAGUGUGUUAAGUUUAUUUUCAAGUAGAUAUUAAUGCACUUUUGGGGCUAAGGGUGAUGCUGAGGGUCAAACGAGAGCCUUGCAUAUGCUAGGCAAGAACUGUACCACUGAGCUAUACUCACAACCUGUUAAGGCAUCUUUGAUUAUUAACCCUUCAGUUGUAAGUUAUAGAAACUCAAACUAUUACUCAAACUCAAAUUAUCAGCAUAAAGAGCAAUUUAUUGUCUUAUAUUUAGGGAAGUACGGGUAUGAUUAUAUCUAGGCACUCAAAGAAAUCAUCUUGCCAGCCAGGCAUGGUGGCACACGCCUGUAAUCCCAGCAACUCAGGAAGCUGAGGCAGGACAAUCACAAGUUCAAAGCCAGCCUCAGCAACUUGGUAAGACCCUACACAACUUAGUGAGAUCCUGUCUCAAACUAAAAAAUAAAAAGGGAUGGGGCUGUAGCUCAGUGGUAGAGUACCCCUGGGUUCAAUCCUUGGUACCAAAAACAAAAACAAAAAAAAAGAAGUCAUCCUGCCAUUCCUCACACUUGACUCUGACUCUGGUUUUGUUGUUUUUUUCUCUAGAUUGGUUUUCUCUUCCAGGAAGACUUUGUUUUGGGGGAUGUUCUGUUUGGGGUAAGAGAUGGUGAGGUGAGGGCAAUGAUAAUUGACAAUUUCAGCUUUACCUCUUCAUGGUAACCAAAGCUUGACAGUAAGCUAUGUAAAAUUUUGGAGAAGUAAACUUUGAUUUUACCUAUAUUGGACCACAUUCUGAGCUGAUCAGGAGAAGAAACUUUCCCCAGAGAAAAGUGGAAAAUACUAGGAGAAAGGGAGGAUGAAAGGAGCAAGUGAAGAAAAAUGGUUACUGAAAAUAAAAGUUAUAAUCCUCCAUUACACCCUAUUUGAAUUUCAGUAGCAAGAGACUUUUGAUAAGAAGUAAAAUUAAAAAUUAUGGGUUUUCCUUUAAAAAUGGGAACAAGACAGGGAUGUCCUCUUUCACCACUUCUAUUCAACUUUGUCCUUGAAACUCUAGCCAGAGCAAUUAGGCAGA
Messenger RNA from Sciurus carolinensis (gray squirrel), 5041 nucleotides. RefSeq names its product zinc finger HIT-type containing 6 (gene Znhit6). Gene Ontology annotation, biological process: box C/D snoRNP assembly; snoRNA localization; maturation of LSU-rRNA from tricistronic rRNA transcript (SSU-rRNA, 5.8S rRNA, LSU-rRNA). NCBI's taxonomy places the organism in Eukaryota, Metazoa, Chordata, Mammalia, Rodentia, Sciuridae. Bases 140 to 1564 code for a protein of 474 amino acids. The transcript has 10 exons. Gene Ontology annotation, cellular component: nucleus; pre-snoRNP complex. The record is from RefSeq and is a predicted model, not a curated record.